UUCACAAAAUAAAGCCAAUUUUAAACAGUUUCCUCUUUCUCUCUCUUCUCUCAUUUUCUCCCUUCUUCUCUCUUCGUCUUUUUUCUCAACAGACAAAUUACUUCACCACGAAGAACAGAAGAAGAAAAUCAAACUGAACGCAAAACCCUAACGGAAGAAGAUCGAACCUAUCGAUUUCCAUGGAGUCGCUGUCACGACCGCUGCACAGGAGAAAGCACUCCGCGGUCUCCUCCUCUUCAUUCUCGCGCAGAAAUCCCUACGCUCACGUUGUGCUCUCCGGAGGCGAUAAAGCCAAGUUUCAGCCUCUCGAGUACGCUGAGAUUUUCUCCGGUUCAUCUUCCAUUCCGGUUCUCGAUCUUUCUGGUUUCAGCCAACCGGGCGGCUGUCGGAGCUCCGAGCUCGAUUACUCCAACAUUUUCGGUGCCAAGGCUGGUGACGUGGCCUUGUCUCAUGAGCAGCUGUUCAAUAAGAAAACCAAAACGCGGAUUGCGGCUGAUUCAGAAUCUCCAUUUCAAGAAUAUGGUUCUCUCAAUCCAGGUAAUGGCCUUCAGCAGCAAUUUAACUUGUCAUUUAACAAGACCAGUCAAAGGAGUAGCAAUGAAUCGAAUGGGAAAACACAUAUAGCACAACUCCAGGCCGUUCCUGGUUUUACUCACUUUGUUGAUGAUGGAACUCCUCAACCGCAGAAGAAAGAAGGUGAUGAUACCCCUGUUCCUUUAGUGAAACGUGAAGUUAGCCGGACCUGGAGUUUCAGUACUGGCUCUGAUGCGACAAAGGUUAAACGUGGAUUAAGUUCUGAAAAGUCACACACACCGGAUAAAUCAUGUUUACCAAUUUUUGCUUCUAAAGAUGCUUCUGUAGAGAUUGGUGGUGAAAAUCCACCACCUCUCUCUGAUGAGGAGUUGGAUGAAAAUUCAGAUGCCGCAAAAUCCAUUGCUGCUUUGAAGAAAGCCAUAGAGCAGGCUCAGGAAAGUAUGAGACUUGCUAAAAUGAUUAUGCAAAAGAAAAGAGAAGGUACUAAAGAUGGUUCAAGAGCCUGGAGGUCUAAGGGUCGGUCAAAGGUUGAGGUCCUUGAGGAUGAGAAGGAAACUAGGACUGAGCAUGCGUCUGGUGGUUCGAAGGAGAACAAUUUGAAAGGGAAAAAUCAGCGAUUAGAUCCUACAGUCCAUGUGCCCGGUAAGGUUGGUGGAAGAUCUAAUCCAGCCCUGAGUCAUAGUGACAGCCUUCUAAAUGCUCGGAAGGCUAAUGUGGAAUCAGUCGUGGAGAUUUUUAAACCAACUAAAACUGAGCAUGCAUCUGGUGGUUCGAAGGAGAACAAUUUGGAAGGGAAAAAUCAGCGAUUAGGUCCUACAUACCAUGUGCUCGCUGAGGUUGAUGGAAAAUCUGAUCCAAUCCUGAGUCAUAGUGACAAUCUUCUAAAUGCUAGGAAGGCUAAUGUGGAAUCAGUCAUGGAGAUUUUCGAACCAGCCAAUGAUCAUGGAGAUGUAUUUGUUGAGGUAGAUAAGAAUUCUACUCCAUCUUGCAGUCAGAGUGGGUCAACUAACACCGACAAAAAGGAUGAAAUGAAAAAUAUCAGGCAAAAUGUUGGGAUAUCUGAACUACAUGGAGAGACAACUGAUUUUACCGGAUUAGCAGAAACUUCAGUUCUGGAAUCUGGGAAGGUAGACUGCAAUGCUAGCUCCCCAAUGCAUCAAGCAGAACGUCCUGGAGAUAUUUCUAGAAGGAUAGAAAGUGCGGAGAACACUUCUAAGAGUCAGCAAGAGCUGGAACAGAGUUCUAAUGAAGAAGCUGCGGAUCAGUGUCAGGCAACUGCUAGUACUGUAAAAGGCCCUGCAAAACUUCUGGAACAGUUGGAAAGAGUUUUAAGUGUUUCUGGAAGCACACAAGAGCAGGAGAAGAUUAUGCAUGGAAAUGGACAUUUGAGGAUCAGCCAGGAAAACGAACCACCCGAGGAUACUGGCUGCAUUGCUGAUAAGGAAAUGUAUGAGAAGAAAUUUGUGGAGCAUGAAGAAUUGUAUUUGGCUGAACACUCGACAAUGCGCAGGUCUAAUUUCAAUACUUUGCAUAAUGAUUUACUAACUCAGGCUGAGGAAAAUAUGAUCGAUCAAGCACACAUCGAUGAGCAGCCCGAAAAUGUCGCUGAGUGGAAAGAAGAUGACCAAGAUGCACAAUUCAGUGAUGAAGGAGAAAAUGCAAUGGUGUUGAAUGAGGAGAUUAUAUGGUAUGACAGUGAACUGCAGCUGGAGGAAUCUGUGGAGGAAAAUGUAAAUGAGAGGGAGCCUGGAAUCGUUCCAGUAGUUGAAGAAGCUGUGACCAAGGUGGACAUGGUUUUCAAGUCAGAAAUUGAUGAGAAAUUAAAAUUUGAACUUGAUGAAGUUAGUCAAACCGUGCCUGGAAUAAUUGGGGAGAAUGAGAUAGCAAUGAGAUGUAUGGAUGCAUCAGAAUUUGAGCAAAUUGAGACCAUACAGAUAGGAACAAAUGGUGGUGAUAAGGAGGUUCAGAAUGGUAGAACUCCUUUAGAUGUUGAGGAAUUAAAUCAUACUGAUGGAGCAGCAGAUACAAGGAAAAAUCUUCCAGACAUUGGUCGGAAAUUAAAUGAUUCUGCUUCUCAAAAGGAUAAUAGUGAAGCCUUUGCUGUCCAUUCAAAUGAUCAUGGCACCAUUUUCAGCGAUAGUCAUGGUGUUAAUACUUCAACCUUCUUCAGUAGGACUCCAGAACCUUGUAGUGCUGACAACGAGGCAGAACAAUAUCGAGCAGUUCUUAGAGGCCGUGAAGAGAACUAUAGCUUGCCUCUAGAAACUGAAGAGGAAAAUGAGGCAGAUAAACAGUUUGAGGUGGAGGUAAAUAUAAUGCCUGGAACAGAUAGCUUGUGUGGAUGUUCGUCUGCAGAGAAGUUAACAGAAAGCCAAGUGGACAAUACUUAUGACGGGUUCUCUUCCGAUAGCAAGUCUACCAGUUUUGUUUUAACUAAUGUGGAUCAAGAGAAAACACUGCCAAACAAUGAGGAUAUGUUCAAGACAGCCACUGAGAUUCAUAAUGCUGCGAACACCAAUAUGCAAAAUUUUUCUGAGCAACAUGUUUCUACUGAUAACCAGUUGGAAAGAAUUGAUACCACAAAUGUAAUGCCAGAUAUGCAGCAAAACUCAGAGAACAGUGAGGAAUCUCAAUCAACCUCAGAUAUGUUCAAGACAGCUACUGAGAUUCAUAAUGCUGCGAACACCAAUAUGCAAAAUUUUUCUGAGCAACAUGUUUCUACUGAUAACCAGUUGGAAAGAAUUGAUACCACAAAUGUAAUGCCAGAUAUGCAGCAAAACUCAGAGAACAGUGAGGAAUCUCAAUCAACCUCAGAUGUUGAAAGUGUAGAUGAGGUAUCAGCUGAUGAGUCUCCAGCUUGUAGAGAUAAUGCAAAAGACAUAUCCUCAUACAUGGAAGAAGAAAAAGUUGAUCUUGAUAUGAAGUCUGAUGAAAGAGUAAAUGCUGCAAAACAAAGUGGAUGUCUGAACUCCAAAGACCAAACUCACCUCUCUCAAACAAAUUCUGAACCUAAAGAGAUGGACAAAUCUUCGGAAGCUGAAAGAGAAAUAAAAACAGGUCAACACAUGGAAGAAAAUAUCCAGAAUCGUGGCAGAACCUCACUCUCAGAAAAUAAAGAUGCCAAAGGAAAUGAGCAGGAUGAGAUGGAUUCUUGGCAAAGGAUUGAAGCCAUUAGGAGGGGAAGAGAACGGGAAAAAGGUAGAAUGGCUGCUGAGAGAGAACGGGAAAAGGAUAGAAUAGCUGUUGAGAGAGCGAUCCGAGAAGCACGUGAGAGAGCUUUUGCUGAAGCUCGAGAAAGGGCAGAACGAGCUGCAGCAGCUGAAGCUCAUCGGAGAGUUAAUGGGGAGGUGCGGGAAAAGACUGUGAAGGCAUCCGUAGGGACUAGGCCAUCAGUUGAUAAGGCAUCCACUGAAGCCAAGAUCAGAGUCGAACGUGCUGCUGUAGAAAGAGCAACCGCAGAAGCACGUGAACGUGCUCUAGAGAAAGCAAUGUCUCAAAAAAAUUCCAUGGGCUCUAGAGGACAGGCUACAAAAUAUAAUGCAGAAAGGUCUUCAAGUUCUUCCAGCAAUAAUGGAUUGAAGCAUAGUUUCUCAUUCUAUGAUUUGGAGAAAUCUGAUGGAACUACCAGUGAAUCAGCAAAGAGAUGUAAAGCUAGUUUAGAGAGACACCAGAGGAUAAUGGAGCGAGCGGCAAAGGCCCUUGCUGAGAAGAAUACAUAUGAUCUUCUUGCCCAGAAAGAGCAGGAUGAGAGAAGUAGAUUAGCUAAAUCUCUUGAUGCUGAUAUAAAGAGAUGGGCCACAGGAAAAGAGGGGAAUUUGCGUGCACUACUCUCGACUCUACAAUAUAUUCUUGGACCUGAUAGUGCCUGGCAUCCUGUCUCACUGACAGACAUUGUUACUGCUGCUGCUGUAAAGAAAACAUACAGGAAAGCAACUCUUUGCGUACAUCCGGACAAAUUACAGCAACGAGGAGCUAGCAUUCAACAAAAAUACAUAUGUGAAAAGAUUUUUGAUCUUCUGAAGGUUGCAUGGAACAAGUUCAAUUCAGAGGAAAAUUAACCAGGAAAAGGAGCGACUAUUAUUUUAAAAGGUGCACCUUUACCUUUGAUUUCAUUAUUUUUUUCCUAGAAAUAGGUUGGUGACAAUGACUUCCAUCUUUUGAUAGCUUGAUGUAGUUGAAUGACCUUUGACUGCUGAUGAGCACGAAUGUAUGUAUAUUUGAUAGUAAUAUCCUCAGGUUUUACAUAUAAA
Messenger RNA from Salvia splendens (bonfire salvia), 4784 nucleotides. RefSeq names its product auxilin-like protein 1. NCBI's taxonomy places the organism in Eukaryota, Viridiplantae, Streptophyta, Magnoliopsida, Lamiales, Lamiaceae. The coding region runs from base 180 to 4592 and encodes 1470 amino acids. Gene Ontology annotation, biological process: clathrin-dependent endocytosis; clathrin coat disassembly. The transcript is spliced from 7 exons. The record is from RefSeq and is a predicted model, not a curated record. Gene Ontology annotation, cellular component: intracellular membrane-bounded organelle; cytoplasm; vesicle. Gene Ontology annotation, molecular function: clathrin binding.